AAUGUAUUCCGCCAAAGGUUCUCAACUACUCAAUGAAGAUAGUUAAAUAAGUAUCGAUAUUUGCUUAGAGCGUUCGACUGUUCGAGCACUAAAAUUAAACCUGAUGCAAAACGUCGACAAUGCGUCAAUGAUCAAUGUCAAUGCUGUUGCUUGCUGCAAGGUUUUCUCUACUGUUUGAACCCACCAUGAUGUUCACGAUGAAGAGGCUGCUGUUCAUGAUGAUCUUGGCCUGGCUGACCCCAGCCAUUCUUGGGGUGGACAUUUCCAUUUCUCGCUACGAGGAGGGCAGAAAACAGUUUCAGCUGAUAGAACAACACUCCAGUAUGCCGCGGUAUGGUCAGUGCUGGAGGAAUGCUAUGGUCACCAUACAGACUGGUUGCAAGAAACUGACAGAUAGGGCACAGGCUAGACUUGCUCUCGCCUAUUUGAACUGUUUUUUGGAGAUUCAAGGCAGAAGUGGUUACUCAUGCUCAGAGGAUCAAGAUUUGGAUGAGUGUAUGAGUCAACUGAGGGAGGGAGAUCGUGGCUCACUGGCCACAUUCUUCACACACACACAAAGCAUCUGCUACUUCCUGCAAGCCCAGAUCUGGCAGGCGGAGACUGAUAACACAGUGGAACGACUGGCCCAGAAGUCUGUUCAGGUGACGGAACUGCUAGACAGCUCAUUUCAGCUCCAGAAGGACAUGAUCGUGGUUCAAAACCAAACUCUGGAGAAUCAGCAACGACUCCUCCAUCAGGCGAGCAACUUAUCCAAAGACAUCAAUAGCUCCUCUCAGAGUGUGCAGCAGCUGUUUGAGGACCUCAAGAGGUCUACAGUGGAGCAGACAGAAAUCAUUGGUCACGUGUUUGAUCAGCUGCUCAAACUGCAAAAUACAAUCCUGGGAGAAGUGUCUGGCCUGUAUUCCUUCUUCUACUACUGUCUCUCCAUCCUGGUGUGCUAUGUUUUGACCUCCACUGCUCGCACUUCGGGGGCCAGGAUGUGGCUGUUCCUUAUCAUGACCAUCAACUUUCUCCUGGAGCAGACACUGUUGAGGUGGUUCACAUCUGCUGUGGCCAGCGUCUACGACUGUGACAACAAUGUUUGCUUGUACUGGAUGCAGAAGUGUUGUCGUCACGUGUCCAUGCUUUGUGCGCUGUGUGUGCUGUGCGCGUGUGCCUACUUGUACAGAGACAUCAACGCAGUCAACAACGAGUUGUUGGUGGAGAUCAGGAGACAGAACUCGGAUAUCCGUAAACUCAUCUCGGGAAGUUCCAGCGUUCCUCAAGAAGCAAAGGAAAGAAUGGGGCAAGAUGGAGAGCCUGUCAGUGACAGCGAUUACACCAGUGACGAUAGCGAAGCAGACACAGAUAAGACGUUUGUCUUGCCAGAAAACAUGACCGAGGUCUCCAAUGACAAUGACAGCUACUGUACAGUGCAGGAUCCUUCAGCCCUGAAUCCUGUCCCACUAGUGGCAUUGCAGAUCACCAACAAGGGACACCUCAGCGACAUUCCUAUAACCUGCGGCAGAGACCCAGAAACUCUUCCACAAACACAAGUCCUGCAUCCCGAGUGGAGUCUCCGAGCAGUUUUUCCCGCACUGUGAGACACAUGCAGCAAAUCGCGCAGAAAAACAGUGAACUUUUACGAGAGCGCUUGAACAACCCCAGUUCGCCAGCAUCUUCUCCUGGCCCUCAGUGCAAUGGGUCGGCCCAGCACACUGGCUGAAGGAAGUUUCCCAGGAUCAGUUUUGAAAGACGUGAAGGAGCCAUUGUACGUGGUACUGUCAGUCUGAUGGGUCCAAACAAAGACAUAAUAUAUGAUAACUGUGUUGCAAAUGCAGCCCCCUUUAUGUUCCAAGGAUCUGCAAAUGUCAAUUUCUGCUUGUUUCUGCACUAAAUUUAUUGGUACUUAAUUCUACAAGCUGUGUACAAAUAUUGGGAUACAAUUAUUCCUUUUACGCACCUUGUAAUUACUUCCAUAGAUAUUAAAGGUCUUCUGAGAUCACUUAAUCUGAAUGUGUCACUGAAAGCUACUCAGACAAUCAGAAUGUGUCUUCACACAUUUUGGCCCAUGGAAUUCAGAUCUACUACUGGUUCAGAGAGGUCCUAUAAACCAGUCUCUUUGCCUCUGUCUUUAUUAUAGAGGUGUUAGUACACCCCCUUGAUAUGUAUUAGUCCAGUAAUCUGUGCUGUUAACGCUGCUCUCUGAGACUCACAAAUUCUGCUGACUUAAAAUUAAAAAGCACUUUUACAAUUUGGUGCUCAUUUAAAAUUGUAUCUUGUGCUUCCAUAUUUGGAGGGAGGAAUGGAUUUACACAGUAUGUCAUAGUGAACUGGAAAUAAUAUGAGAACAUUGAACUGUCAGUCUAUGCUGUUUAAAAAUUGUCUUUCACAUAUUUGUCUCGCCAAAAGAAGGGAGAUUUUAAAAAAUCAUUUUUCUGUACACUUGCUUCCCUUGACCCUUUUGUUGCCACGGGUAUAUGAUCCUACUUCUCAGCCCUGAUUUUCAGCUAAGCUCGAUACCUGCAAAUCUAAGUCAAAAAGUGUAUUUAUUUGCCAUUUUAAAGUCAUUUCAAUGUUUACGUUUUACGAAACCAUGCGGUCGCCUGCAAGCCUAGAUCUAUGUUUAUCGAUCGCUUGCAAGCCAUUAUAAAAAGUCAUCUUUACCGACGUGAUCAGUUGUCCUCUCUACAUAAUGCUUGAGAGUUCGAACCGGGUCAACCUUAGGAUUGGAUGCCCUGUCAAUUCUGAUUUGGAAACCGUGCCUGUUAUAGUCAUUCUUGAUACCAAGAAGUUUUAUGGUCAUAAAACUGUCUUCAUUGAAGGAUACUUGUUUGCGCUUUAGGGUGACAGCAGGGGCAAUAUCAGAUGGUCAAGCCAUCAUGCUUAUUGUUAGGAGUAUCAAGGACUAAUCCUAAUAUCCUUUAAACUGAGUUUUUCAUUAUCUUCCCAUUUGGAAAACAUAACUUGAAGUGACUCUAUUUUUCAUCACUGGCGUUCUGCCAGCUGGUUCACAAGUCUCAAAUUUGACCAGUGUAAUAGACUGACUUGAUUGUCUAUUACUAUUACAAGCACAAAGCUCAUUGAAUUCAUGGAGGCAGCCAUCAAGGGUAUACCGGAACUGAACUUUAUUCAGAAGAAUUACAACAGACCAGUGGCUAAAGGGGACACAAUCAUGAUAAUUAAUAGGUUACUACCUAGAAGAUUUAUGUCCCUCUAUUCAGUACGAUUAUUACACAGAUUGAUUGUUACUUUAUUACAUCCCUCCACCCUUAGUUAAUGUUCACAAGGAGCACAAGACUACCCUAUCAAAAUUUGACUGAAUAUGAAAAUAUUGACGUCUAUGAUAUUAGACCUGAUUGGAGAACAAUGAGCGAUUAGAUAUUUGUAAGAUUAUCAUCCCAAAUCUAGUAAGUCUUCAAAUGAUGCUAGAGUCUACACAAAAUUCAAAUUGACACUGACAAGAAAUAUGAAACACUUUAAAAGCACAGGUAUAAUGAACAUGAAACACAUAGGCCUACAGCAUUCUGCUGAAGAUUACAACUUGAAAUACAUAUAAACUGUCUUAGAGUGUCACAAAUUUAACUUGUCAGGAGGUUUAAUUUUGCGAGUUGAUUUUCGCAGUGGCUGUUGAGUUGGAGCAAUUUCACGAGUACCAAAUGAUGUACUUUGAUCAAAUGCUGUGAGCACAUUUUCAUGGUCAAAUAUGACUGGGUUGCCGUUUUCGGGUUCAGUGGUGUCUGAACUUGGCUUAUCGAACUCAACACUCACAGGUCUAUUUACAGGUUUAGGCGCAGACUGCACAUUUGACAUGGACCGGUCUUCCUGUGUGAUGGUGACUGAUUAAUACUCAUUUUCAGCACAUGUUGAUUUCAUUUGAUCUGCAUGUCUGCGUACCUGUGUUCCUUGGUCUGUUCUAAUUGUGUAUGAUACUGGACCUGAACAUUCAAUAAUUUGUCCACGCAACCAUUUCUCACCCUGUCCAAAAUUCCUGACAUACACACUGUCAUCCAUCCUCAUCUCUCUUUCCCUGGCUGUUUUGUCAUGAUUGAGUUUUUGUCAUUGCUGGUGUUGUAUGACAGAGUGUUGUACAGUUGGGUGGAGAAGAUCAAGGUGUGUCUUUAGUUUUCUACCACAAAGCAGCUCACAAGGAGCUAAGCCUGUUGUGACGUGUGGAGUGACACGAUAUAUGGUUACAAAUCUGUUCACUCUCUCUUGAAGAGAAAACUUGUUACCCAUUUUGAUAAUGGAACUUUUGAAGGUGCCAACAGCCUUCUCUGCCAAGCCAUUACUGGCUGGAUGAUAUGGCGAAGUGGUUAUGUGCUCAAUGCCAAAUAUUGUUUAGAGCCCAGUCUGUUUGCUCCAGAGCGUUUACUCCACUGGUCAAGGGAUCCAAGUAGAGGCUGUUGUACCUCUCGACUCUGUAGGUGUUCACUGACGCGAAUCAAUCUAUGGUGUGAACCCCAUACAGAUUGUCUAAGAAUUUGAAAACCAUGCUUGAGGAAGCCUGGACAGAAUGAUGGUCUGGUCUGACGUUCUUUCGUGCAAUCCACUUGACGUGAAGGGUGAUCUAGUGUUUUAAAGCUAGGGCCCGUAUUAAUGCCUUGCCAGCUGUGUAAGUGUUGGGUGACGCGAGCCCAUGAAGUUGACGUUGGCCACUGUUGUCAUGUUGUCGAAGUAGAUGAAAACUGAUUUGCCCUGAAUCCAUGGUAGAGAGCUUUUUAAAGUGUAUAGCACUGCCAUCAUCUCCCUGUAGUCGGAAAAGACGAGAUGUCUCUGUGUUGAACGUUAAUUUUACCGCGAUAUUGGUGUACUCUGCCUGUAGAAAUGAUGUUUGUGAAUAAAAAUAUCACAAGUAAAUCCUGAAUGUCGCUUGCUGAAAGGCUGGACUUUGACGGCCCGUCGGCCUGUUCGUUCUCAGGUUGCGAUAGAGUGACAAUAACUUGAGACCGGUCUCUCUGUGUCGAGCACAUUUGACUAUGACUUUCAGAUUUGCUCUGUGCUCUUGUUUAAUUCCCGUUGACAACUCCUUCAAAUUGAAAUGAUGUGGGAUCUGUACUUCAGAUAGUCUUUCUUUAAUAUUGUCAAACUGACGGCAUAAACAUGCCUGAUCGUGUUGACUGGCUUCUUGAGAAGCGGCGCUGCCACUGUAUUGGACUGCGGGGGUCCCUGUUGAAUUUGGCGGCCUGAGGCCGAUUGUGUUGCUACUGCCACUUUGUUGCUUUUCUAUAGAGUCGACACAAGUGGUUAAUUCAUUAAGCUUUUCUAAAAUAGUGUCGAUCUUCCUAUCUAGCUGGGCCAUUGGCAGAGAGGUGGGUAUGAGCUCCUACCAGGCUUUUAAAUGAACACAACCUACCUAACUAUAGUCUAGAUAGUCAAGUGCCAGCUUACAACUACAGUGCGUGUAAGCCCCCACUACGCUAACUAGAUCUAUCUGGUAACACACAUGAAAGUACAUCGUAUGUCACAACUUACGCAAAUACAUCGAAAAUACAUCGUAUGUCACAACCUACAAAGGGAGGAAGUCCUUGGGGAACACACUAAAUGAAUUACUUUUCUGGAGCAUGAGGAGCACCGUAAAAUGACGUCUUUGCUGUGGACUUACACAACAAGAGACAAAACAUGCGCAUUGUUUAUAAUGCGCCCGUGGUAUCGUACUUGACACAAUGGGUGUAACAAUUAAUAACAGCUCUGCAACAUGGACGUUUCAGUGUUUCUAAAUACAUGUAUUGAUUUUUGUUUUUGUUCAAUAUUGCUUAUAAUGGUAGGCCUACAUGUAAGAAUUUGUGUUUUAUAGACAAAGAUAAGAUUUUACGUGGAUAAUUUUUACAGCCUUUCUGUUAGUGAUGCUAAGCAAUGACUGAGGUCAACAAGGGAUGUGACACAUAUUCCCCAGCUGUAUUGUGUUUUGCUAUCGGACUCUUCAGGUCAGGUUAAUACACUAACGUUGAAUCAUUUGCUGUUUUGCCAGAGAGUAUGAAAGAUUUAAAUGGAUACUUACUUGUUGAGACAUUUGCUGCUGUGGAAUUAUGUAAAUACAAAGCAAUGAAUCAUGCUGACCUGCAGCUGGUCACUUUUAUAUUUUGAUAUUUCAGCUAAUUGACCAAAGUCCUUUCCUUAUACUAUAUAUAAUCGUGAGCUUAUGACAACUCUGCACUAUCUCUAGCCCAGAUAUCUAUCACUAUCAGGUGAUUAAAUACUUGUAGGUCACUGGGUUUCCAAGUUGUGUGUGUGGUUGAAGGGCGCCUGUAGACUGUAGGAGGUUGUUUCUGUCCAUCUUGCUCUUUCCCAAUACUUACCUGACUUUUAACAAAUUGAGUCAAUGUGCUUCUCUUUACUCAAACUAAAACAUCCAGGUUGCCUUUUUUGUGCAGACACCAUCAGAUCAAAUGCAGAUAUUUAUUGAACUAUCAGUGUACAGAAAGGCACAAAGAAAAUGUAUUUGAAUUGUUUUGCCACAGUGUUCUGGUGCUUCAGCUUAUCAGCAACUGGGUAUGUCUCUUAUUAGAUUUAUUGUGACAUCUCCAACUUUUUUGUACUUUGUAUGUAGUAUGUUCCGUCAAAUCUCAUUAUACCACCAGAUUUUGCCAAUGCAGGAAAAAGAACGCCUAUUUAAACUAUCAUCUGCCAACUGUUUGAAUUGUACUUGUACUGUUGCUACUACAUGUACUAGACUGGUGUGUAGCUGCCAAUCUGUACAUAAAUGUAAUUCAUAUUUUUGGAGAGUCUGAAAACGGAAGGCCAUUUUCGUAUUAGAAAAUACAUAUUCUUGUUUUCUAGUAUUGUAUCUUACAUGCUUGCCGAUGCUGAAGAAAAAUGAUGAGCUUUCAAGACUUGAUUAGCAAAAGAUAAUUAGAACGACACUUAUACGUCUACUGAUGAGAUCUCUAGCUCUGUAGGUCUUCUUUGGAUAGCUUGAAUUUAUUGAAUGCAAAAAAAAUGUGUGUGUGAAGGGUUUGGAGGGAGGUUACUCAGGCCAAUGCCCACCAUCUUGACCCGCUGCGGGGGUAAAGUCUGUUUAUUUAUUUUUUUAUUUGAAAAGUUGGCUGCUACGCAAAUAUAAAUUUGCCUUGCAACAUCGCCCUGGCAACUUCAUGCUUGUCACAAGGUUGGCUGUAUAAUGGUGUUUUUUUUUACCGUCCAUACAUACAUUGAAGAUUACGAUUGAAUAUAUUAAGUAUGCACUUAAAGAUAAGAUAUACUGUUUCUAUGCAGAUUGUGUUCGUGUAUUAGUAUUAAAUAUAAAUUGUGUUCAUUUAAUUUACAUUAUAUAUGAGAAAUCUGACAUGUACAUAUGUAUAUUUAUAUAAAUAAAUAAACUUAUUAAAAUAAGCCAAUU
Molecule: messenger RNA, 7318 nt
Organism: Aplysia californica (California sea hare)
Lineage: Eukaryota; Metazoa; Mollusca; Gastropoda; Aplysiida; Aplysiidae
Source: RefSeq, a predicted model, not a curated record